UGCAUGAAACUUAAUCAAAAUGUUUCAUCAACAUCAAUAGAAAUAUAUUAAUAUUUAAUAAAACCCAUUCAGUCGCGUCUUUGAUGCCUAACAUCAACAUUCGUCUUGUGUAUAUAUUAUAUACAUAUACUUUAAAUACAUUUGACGUAUGCGGUGAUAAAAUAUUGACGAUUAAUAGGUGUGUUUUUUGAAAAUAUGAAACGAAAGUAGCCUCUUGGAAGUGAAAUAUCAUUUCGACAGUCGGACCUAAUGAUCUAAAAGACAUGGAAUAUGACGAUGAGGAAGUAAGACCGGCUUCGACGAGAGCGUUGUUAAGGCAACAAGUGGAGGAACAGAGUGACCUAUGUGACCUUGUGGUCAAACAUGGACUCUGGUACAGGCGGUACCACGCCUGUGUCCUGUGUGCUAGUCCUUUCGUCCAGGCUAUGAUUAGAAACAACUUUGAUGAAAAGACUAACGGGUUUUUGGAGCUGAAUCUUGGGUCGCCUGAGUCCAUCGAUAUGGCGAUUAUGUUCUUGUAUGGAAAGUCUCCCAAGUUGACUAUGGAUAACGUAUCCGCCUUGAUCAACCUGGCCGAGUUUCUGUUGGUUCCAAACCUGAAGGCGUUUUGUAUAGAAUGGAUAAAAGAGAUCGAUGUAAGUGAAGACAACGUAGAGAAAUUGCUCCAUCUCACAAGCCUUUUUGAUUUUGAAAUGCCCCAAUUGACUGAAUACCAUAGGCAGCAUAUGACAGAAUUGUUUGAAGGCAAUCAGUUACUGACAAUCACGGCUGAAACACUUGUACAUAUAUUGUCGGAUGAAACCCUGUCUUUUCUAACGGCGGAUAUAACGUUUGGAUUCCUUAUGAAGUGGGUAGAGCACUUCCCCGAACAGAGAAAAUCAAAGCUGGGUGAAAUAUUAUCGUGCAUAGAACUGACAAAAGUAAAUUCCUCGCUCAAAGAAAUGGCAAAAAAGGACCAAAACUUUGAAGCGUUCAGUAGUCUAUUUGAAACCGUAGCUUGCAAUGAGAAUACAGAAACAAUGCAAAGUGUAUUAGUCACUCACAAAGAACAAGCUUAUGGAGAGUUCUGGCUGUUUGAUCUUGGGAGGGAAAGAUGGUUCAGAAUAGAAACGAGUGCUGACAAAAGGUUCGACAAAAUAUUUCCAUGUACAAUCAAUGAAUCAACUCUUUGUCUUGUGGAGUCCACAUAUAACAAUUGUACAAUACGUCUUCAUGAUUUUACAACCGACCAGUUCUCCUGCACUUCCCUCCUUCUUACUACUUGUCAUGAUCAAAAUUCACAGAAAUUCGAUGAUAUCUUUAUUUCUGGAAAUCAUUGUUAUGUAAUCUCUGUUCAUUCUGUGAAUUUUACGAUAAGCGAAGAGGAACAAGUCCGCAUGAAAAUCGCGAAUGAGCAACGAUUGCGCCUGAUGUCAGUGUUGGGUGGUUCUAUUACGAUGAUGGAUUCUCUCGAUAUGGUAGCAGGAGUACACACAUACUCAGUUCUAAAAUCUACCCUCUUUUCAGGAGCACUCAGCGAAGAUGGUGAGCAAACAAUAUUGGCACCACUGUUUUCAUUGAACGUAAACUUUAGAGUGAAAGUUGUUGUAAAUGAUGCAAAAUUGAUAGCACUUUUUUCCGAAAAUGGCAAUUACUUUUGCAUUUAUGACGAAAUUUCCUGUACGAUGAAAAAGAUGGAACUUAAAAUAAGUCAUAAUGACGAGGUUAGUCCUUUCAAGGACGGAUUCGCUAUAUACAAUACAAAGAAGAUUAUGUAUAUAAGAUCAAAUAAAGGUCCUCUCAUUGAAAGGAAAUUGACAGUUCACGAGACAGUUCUCUGCGACGACGGUUCCCAUUCGUUUGACACACUUGCAAUGACUGGAACCAGGUGGCUUCGUUAUAGAAGAGUUUAUGGAAAACAGCACGAGGUACAUUUGGAUUACACUUUUGAUGAGUUAGGAAGGAAAAAUCCAAACGAUGCCGAAUGGAAACAAAUCCCCCUUCCGAAUGAUUCCGCUGUUGAUUCUUUAGUAAGCGGAAUGCAAGAAAUAGCGAUUCCCAGCUCGAAACUGAAAUGCCACGUGGAGUGUCCGCACUGUGUCCGAAUCAAACAGGAAAAACGCAGCACAAGACGAUCUGCUGAGAAAAGAAAAAGGCCAGAUUGGAGCACUGAUGAUGACGAUUCUGAUGAUGAUGUUUACGUUGGAGGUUAUUCCAGCAGCUAUUUUUAUGACAGUGAUGAUGAUUAUUAUUACAGUUCAGAUUAAACUUGCAGAGUGCUACAUGUACAUAAUGUAUGUAAUUUGCAGAAUUAUAAGAACUGAGAGAUAAGUGAUAGCAACAAGGCGAUUCUAAGAUAUCCGUGUGUAGUUUUAGUACUGCUUGAUUUGGAUGGCAAUGGACCAUGAUGAAGUUGAAUGUUAAAAUCAUUUGAAAAUGUUCAACAUAUAGCUAAAUAACAAUUGCAACCAGUAUGGCAUGUUUAGCACCAUUUAUAAAUUAUAACAACUUAGACUGAAAGUUGAAAUAUAAAUGAUUAAGUAGAUCCGUGUUAAAUGUUUAGAAGUUGGGUUUGGCAAUCUGACCAAAGAUUUAAAGAAUUCGUAUGCAUUACCUUUAUGAAAAAUCUAUGUAGAUGGGCAUAAUUCUUAAGAUGUUUUAGUCAUUUUAGCAGAUUUAAUUACUACUUUUCAAGACUAUUUGCAAAUUUACAGUUUAAUUAUAGUACUAGUACACUCAGAACUUCACGUGAUAUCAUAACAGUUUAAUAUAGUACUAGUACACUCAGAACAUCACGUGGUAUGAUUACAGUUUGAUAUAGUACUAGUACACUUAGAACAUCACGCGGUAUGAUUACAGUUUGAUAAAGUACUAGUACACACAGAACAUCACGUGGUAUGAUUACAGUUUGACAUAGUACAAGUACACUCAGAACAUCACGUGCUAUGAUUACAGUUUAAUAUAUGAUAUGAUGUUUUACAAAUGAGCAUGUUAUUAACGAUAUGUAUAUAUGGCUAGGCCCUGUUUUCUGUACACACAAACUAACAGUGAAAGAAGGAAAAGUAACAUAUCACAUUUUAACGUAUAUCAUGACUCGCAUCCAUAACGAAAACUGAUUAUUAUUAUUUGUACUAUACUAAAAAUACAUAUAUUUAUAAUUUACCGUUUAUUACAUCAAAUAAAAUAUUCUUAUCUUCAUACAGUCCAAACUCGCUAUAUCGACGUCGGAUAUCUCGACUUUCCGGUUAUGUCGACUUUUUUCUCCGGUCCCGAAUUUAUUCCUUCAUAUUCUAUAUAAAAGAAAUCUGCUUUUGUCGAUUUUUAUUUCUCGAUUUUUUUUAGCUAUGUCAAACCUAAUAUUUCAGUCCCUGUGGUUGAAUUUCACACAUUUUCCAUGUUUCUUAUGUCGAAUUGAAGAUCUAGUUGUAGGUGCGAAAGUAUUUAUUACGGGUUGCGGCAUGUCGCUUUAUGACCGUGCGUGUGAAAAUAACAAACUGUCAUGAUUGGAGAUUUAUUGGUAUAUGGGAAUAAUUAAAGUUGUUUGAUUUUGCUCAAGCCAUUCAUUGUACUGCAAAAGCUAUUCAUUGUACUGCAAAAGGACGCCGAUGACAUCGAAAAAUUCGACAACAUUGAAAGUUACGUGACGAAUUUAUUUCAGAAAUAAAUUUAAUAAAUUCAAUUUACUGCACGUACAAAACAAACAGUCAUAACAAAAGUACUCAUUUAAGUUGUCCUAUUUGCUCUACUGUUUUCAUACAAUGUACAAGUGUGUGUGUAAUUGUGGUUUUAUAUCUGUUUUAUGUAAUCCAUAAACGUGAAUUA
Molecule: messenger RNA, 3801 nt
Organism: Mya arenaria
Lineage: Eukaryota; Metazoa; Mollusca; Bivalvia; Myida; Myidae
Exons: 4
Coding region: 264-2246 (660 amino acids)
Molecular function (GO): protein binding
Source: RefSeq, a predicted model, not a curated record